Messenger RNA from Melanaphis sacchari, 1184 nucleotides. RefSeq names its product ras-related protein Rab-7a (gene Rab7). The record is from RefSeq and is a predicted model, not a curated record. Gene Ontology annotation, biological process: endosome to lysosome transport; phagosome-lysosome fusion. NCBI's taxonomy places the organism in Eukaryota, Metazoa, Arthropoda, Insecta, Hemiptera, Aphididae. Bases 555 to 1184 code for a protein of 209 amino acids. Gene Ontology annotation, molecular function: GTPase activity; GTP binding. Gene Ontology annotation, cellular component: phagocytic vesicle; late endosome; lysosome. The transcript is spliced from 4 exons.
CCAUAACAGUGUGUUGGUAAAACACAAUACACAUUCACUACUCGCUAGUUCAUUACUCAUUAUUACAGUAAUACUGUCUUAACCACCAUCCGUCGUUCUGUAAACUAUUAACUAUCUGCGUAAAUAAAAUUUUGUCUAGUUUAAAGUUGUGUACGUAAUACGUAGGCAUUACACCUUUGCCGUGUGGUCACUGGUCAGUGCUCACUGCUCACUGCUCGGUUCUCGUUGACGGAAAUACCUAACACUACGCAUAAUAAAUAUUGUAUUCCAUAAUCACAAAAGAUUUUCUGUGUUGGUAAAUAAUUUAAUACACACGCACAUUGGAAUAUUACAACACAACAAUUAUUGCAUCAUAUCGUAAUCGUUAUUAUUGUUCGUAUUAAUUGUGACGCGGUCGAUUGUUUUUAUCUAUAUCUUUUGUGUUUCACCUACUUAAAAAAAAAAAAAGAAAACAAUAAAUUGUAUUUCAUUUUGGACGCAAUUUCGCAGGUCGUGUUGACGCGUGCAGUCAAGUACUACUAUCGUAGUCGUUAAUUGUCCCUGACCACGCAAUCAUGGCGACUAGGAAGAAGGUCCUGUUGAAAGUGAUCAUACUGGGCGAUUCGAGCGUGGGCAAGACGUCGCUGAUGAACCAAUAUGUCAACAAGAAGUUCACUAACCAAUAUAAGGCGACGAUCGGCGCCGAUUUUCUGACCAAAGAGGUGAUGGUCGACGAUCGAAUCGUAACGAUGCAGAUAUGGGAUACAGCUGGUCAAGAACGUUUUCAGUCAUUAGGAGUGGCAUUUUAUCGUGGUGCUGAUUGUUGUGUGUUGGUAUUUGAUGUAACAUCGCCAGGAUCUUUUAAAUCUUUAGAUGGAUGGCGAGAUGAGUUUCUAAUACAAGCAUCACCAUCUGACCCAGAUCAUUUCCCUUUUGUGGUCCUAGGCAACAAAGUUGAUUUAGAUAAUCAAGCUGUAUCCACUAAAAGGGCUCAACAAUGGUGCCAGAGCAAGAAUGGUUUACCAUACUUUGAAACAUCUGCUAAAGAAGCAGUUAAUGUUGAACAAGCUUUCAAAACGAUAGCACGAAAUGCAUUAGCUCAAGAAUCAGAUGUAGAGUUGUAUAAUGAAUUUCCAGAUCAAAUAAAAUUAGAUGGCGGUUCUUCAGACAACAGAUCUUCAGGUAGUGAUAAUUGUGCUUGCUAA